Molecule: messenger RNA, 14687 nt
Organism: Haliotis rubra (blacklip abalone)
Lineage: Eukaryota; Metazoa; Mollusca; Gastropoda; Lepetellida; Haliotidae
Product: spectrin beta chain, non-erythrocytic 2-like
Biological process (GO): actin cytoskeleton organization
Cellular component (GO): cortical actin cytoskeleton; plasma membrane; cell projection
Molecular function (GO): phospholipid binding; actin filament binding
Source: RefSeq, a predicted model, not a curated record
UGCGACAGGUGAGACGACCAGCCAUUACUCAGUGAUACGGAUCUCGCUACACGACUUGAAUUGGAAGGUGUGGCUGAAAGGAUAGUGCAUGUUGCACCUAACACGUGGAAUAUCAUUGCAAAUUGAAGUACGCGAACGGAUAUACUGCUGAGACUUACCUUCACCCUGAUGUGGCCCUGUAGCUGAGAGGUGCGACACUUCAAUAUGUCUCUCAAGGAAUCGCAGCAGUUUGAGAAGGGCCGCAUCAAGGCCCUUCAGGAUGAGAGAGUGUAUAUACAGAAGAAGACUUUCACAAAAUGGGCAAAUGCUUUCCUAGAGAAGGCGAGACUUGAGAUAAAGGACUUGUUCACAGACCUGGCUGAUGGCAAGAUUCUAAUGAAACUGCUGGAGAUUAUCUCGGGCGAGAAUCUCGGUAAACCGAACAAGGGGUUGAUCAGAGUGCAGAAAGUAGAAAACUUGAACAAAUGCCUCAAGUUUCUUGCAACGAAGGUAUACUUUGAGAAUAUUGGUGCUGAAGAUAUCGUAGAUGGAAACCCUCGACUGAUCCUGGGUCUAAUCUGGACCAUCAUCCUCCGAUUCCAGAUCCAGGAGAUCACAAUACAAGUGGAUGAGGAGGAGGAGAACAGUGAGAGGAGAUCCGCCAAGGAUGCUCUGUUGCUAUGGUGUCAGAGGAAGACUGAAGGCUACCCAGGAGUCAAGAUCACAAACUUUACCAACAGCUGGCGAAAUGGCCUGGGUUUUAAUGCCCUCAUACAUGCUCACAGGCCUGACCUGUUUGACUUCAAUAAACUGGAAGCAGGGGACAACCUGGGUAACUUGAACCACGCCUUCAACGUCGCCGACAGUGAGCUGGGGAUCCGCAGGAUUCUUGAUGCUGAAGAUGUGGACGUGAACAAGCCAGACGAGAAAGUCAUCAUCACCUAUGUGGCUUCAUAUUAUCACUACUUCGCCAAGAUGAAGAGUGAACUUACAGGAGGCAAGAGAAUUGCAAAGAUUGUUGGAAUGAUGUGUGACCUGGACAAGAUGGAGAAUGAAUAUGAAGGGCUGACAUCCAACCUGCUGGAGUGGAUCCGCCGUAAGAUGAUGGAGCUGAACAGCCGCAGCCUACCCAACUCCUUGGAGGGCAUCCAGAAGGAACUCAUCAAGUUCAAGGAGUACAUGACAGUCGAGAAACCACCAAAAUACCGUGAGCGAGGAAACAUUGAAGUGCAGUAUUUCAACAUCCAGGCUCGAUUGAAGGCUAAUGGCCAGAAGAUGUACACUCCUCCAGAGGGCCAGAUGAUCCACGACAUAGAGACAGCCUGGUUGCAGCUGGAGAAGGCAGAACACGGGAGAGAAGUCGCACUCAGAGAUGAACUUAUCAGACAAGAGAGACUUGAACAGCUAGCAAGGAGGUUUGCCAGAAAGGCUGCUAUACGCGAGUCAUGGUUAAAUGACAUGGAGCAGAUUCUGGAGGAACACAUCGAGUGUAGCAACGCUGCUCAGACAGAGGCUGCUGUCAAGAAACACGAAGCUAUCAGUGCUGAGAUCCUAGCAAGGAAAGACAGAUUCCGAGCUCUCAAUAGUCUUGCUAAGGAACUUGUUCAGGGAAAUUAUCAUGCUAAGGACGCUGUGAAAAACAGGGACUCUGAGAUCAUGCUGCGUUGGAAACGACUGCUUGACCAGCUAGAUGGCCGCAAGAGGACACUGUCCGGCUACAACAAUAUGAUGUCCAUGUUCCGGGAGAUCGAGAGCAUACAGGAAGAGCUCAAGGAAGUCGAGAACAAGGUGAAGGUGUCCGACUUUGGCAAGCACCUGCAGAGCACCGAAGACUUUCUCCAGCAACACAGCCUUCAUGAAGCACAGCUCCAGGCCCUGGCUAAGAGAGCUCGCAAGUUGAACCGACGGUCAACACAAUUUGCGGAGGAGGGCAGCAAAGAGGCUGCGCCAUUGGACAAACGACUAGGCAAACUUAAUCAGGAACUAGACAGAGUGCAGAACGUGAGUGAUGUACGACGGAAGGGUCUGGAGGUCGCCAAGGCCUACUACCAGUUCCUUCAGGAUUCGGAGGAGGAGGAGAGAUGGGUGGCGGAGCGUAUUGAGGAGGCCAAAUCUACCAGCACAGGCAAAGACCUCACUUCAGCCCUCAAGCUGCUCAAGAAACACGAGGGCAUGGAAGCAGAAAUGCAGGGAAGAGGGGGUCGUUGUGAGCAGAUUUGUGCUGUGGGUCAGGACCUUGUGAAUGGAGGCCAUAAAGCUAGAUCAGAGAUAGGGUCUCGCAUCAAAAGCCUUAUGGACAAGUGGAAGCAGCUGCAAGAGCUGGCCCGCAUCAGACGUACCAGACUGGAAGAUGCCAUCGAGGCACAGCAGUAUUACGCUGAUGCUGACGAGGCAGAGUCCUGGAUGAGGGAGAAGAUGCCACUCGUGUGUAGUGAUGAUCACGGCAAGGAUGAAGCCAGUGCCCAGGCUCUGCUGUCUCGACAUAAUCGUCUCGAGAAAGAUAUCAAGGCAUUCAAUGGAGAGAUUCGGCGUCUUGAAGAUCUUGCUAUACUCAUGACCAAGGCUGCCAGUGAGCAUAAUAUCUCCCCAGAAAAGUUCCGACCAGCCGAGAAUGGAGAACAUGAGCCCGAGGAAGAGGAAGAGGAGGAAGUUGUGGAGGUGCCCAGAGAAAUCGAGGUGGAGGAAGUGAGACAGAAGGAAGUUCUGCAGGAUGUUGUGGAAACUCGGAAAAUUCCUCAGGUCAAGGCCAUGUAUGGAUAUAAAGGUCAAGGCCUAAAAAUUGACAAAGGAGAGAUUCUGAUCCUCCUCCAGAGGACGAACAAUGACUGGUGGCAGGUGCGGAAGGCAGACAACACCGAGGGAUUUGUCCCGGCCAACUAUGUGAAGGAAGUUGACCCCAAGGUCGUGCAGAAGGUCGUGAAGCAACCUGUACAAGUCCCAGAACGCAUCAAAGUCAAGAAGACGGUCAUGCAGAAGGAAGUUGUCAGAAGGAAGUCGGACAAGGCGGCAAAACUGCGACGAGCUCCUUCAGUGAGAUCCAAGGCCAAUCUCCACUUCGACAAGGAUAACGUUGAAACCAGACAAAGAAGCAUCAAUGUUCUCUACACCAAACUCACCAAACUGGCACAGGCCCGAAGGAUCAGUCUAGAGGAUGCAAUCAAACUGUUCACCUUCUACUGGGAAUGUGACGAGUUCCAGGUCUGGAUGAAGGAGAAGGAAGGAGUACUGAAAUCCAGGGAGAGCCUGGCUGACAACAUGGAUGCUGUCAGGAAGAAGUUUGAGAACUUGCUGACAAGUCUGGCUGCCAACAAGGGUCGGCUGGACAACAUCAAUGUCCUGGCAGAAGACAUUAUAAAGUCUGGCAGCAGUCAGUCAGAUCAAGUCAAACGUCGCCAGAAGGAGAUCAAUGACAGUUGGGCUAACCUGAACAAGCUGAAGCUGGACAAGGAACGCUCACUAGAGGGCGCCUCAAGCAUUGAACUGUUCAAGUCAACAUGUGAUGAGCUGUCUGAGUGGAUCAAGGACAAGAACAAUGCUCUGAUGACUGACGAUGUGGGCAAGGAUCUCAAGGGAAUCGGGGCCCUUCAGCGACGACAUGCUAAUGUGGAGAGAGAACUUGUUCCAAUGGAGGAGAAGAUGAAGAGGAUGAACUACCUGGGAGACUCUGUGAAGUCCUCCUACCCCGAUGAGAGCGGCUACGUGGACCAGCGUCAACAAGAACUGGAGAAACUCUGGAAGGGGCUCAAGAGCAAGGCAGACAAGAGGAAGGGCCAGCUCAGCGAGGCCCAGAACCAACAGAAGUUCGGGGAAGAUGCCAAGGAUAUUCUGUCAUGGGCCGGAUCAAUGCGAGCUCGUCUGGCCAGUGCCGAGAUGCCUCAUGAUAUCCAGAGUGCUGAACGCAUGCUCAAGGAACAUGAGGAAGUUGGUGAUGACAUCAAGGCCCACAAAGACAAGUUUGCCAAGUUGAGGGCUUUGGGAGCAGAAGUCCUUGCCAAGAACCCUAAUGCCCAGGACGUGAAGGACCGCUUGAAGCGUCUGGAUGAUGAAGAGCGAGCAAUUGAUGAGCUUUACCGACAGCGCCAGAAACAGCUUCAAGAUGCUUACAACCUUCAGGUGUUCAACAAGGAGGCAGACACCAUCGAUGCCACCACCAGUGGUCACGAGGCCUUCCUGGAUUACAGUGACCGAGGGAGCACUAUGGCAGAUGUGGAAUCAUUGCUGCGGAGGCACGAUGACUUCGAAGGCAAAGUCCAAGCACAAGAUGAGAAAGUGAAAGGGCUUAAGGACCUUGCUGACAACCUGAUCCAGGACAAACACCCAGACAGAGACCAUAUUAACAAGAGAUGUAACCAGGCUGAGCGAAGAAACAAGGUCAAGGACAAAGCAGCUGAUCGUCGCAAGGCUUUGUUGGAAGCUCAGAAAUUCCAAGAGUUUAAACGUGAUGGAAAAGAGCUGUCUGACUGGAUGAAGGAGAAGUACAAGACAGCCACAGACGACUCCUACAAAGAUCUGUCCAACCUCAUGGCCAAGCUGCAGAAGCACCAGGCGUUCGAAGCUGAGUUGAAGUCAAACAAUGACAGACUGCAGGCUCUAAAUCAGGAUGGAAAGAAGAUGAUUGGUGAUGGUCACUACGCUGCUCCGGAGAUCAAGGAGAUCUCAGAGAAGCUGAACAGGGAGUGGGCAGACUUGAAUGAGAAAGCAGCAGACAAGGGGAGGAAACUCCGCGAAGCAACACAGCAGCAGACACUCAAUAGAGCUUUGGAGGAUGCACAGGCUAAGCUCGAUGAAAUGGAGAAGUCUGUUGCUAACCCGGAUGUUGGCUCAGAUUUGAGAGGAGUCAAGAAUCUGCUCAUGAAACAUCAGAAUCUUGAAACGGACUUGUCAACUCUUUCCGGCACAAUUCAAACAAUUGUGGCUCAGGGCAAGGAAAUGGCCGACAAAGGUCACUACAACUCUGCUGAUAUCAUCCGAGCUGUUGACGCCUUCAACAGAAGAUUUAAGAAGCUGGAGCCAGCUGUGGCAGCUCGCAAACAGAAGCUGCAGGAGUCGCUACAGCUGCACCAGUUUGUGUUCGACGCGGAUAACGAGCUGCAGUGGAUCAAGGAGCACCUGCCUGCAGCGGCAUCACAAGACAUGGGCAAAAACCUCAUCGACGCCCAGAAACUUCACAAGAAACACCAGGAUCUUGACCGUGAGAUUCAAGGCCACCAACCAAGCAUUGACAAAGUUUUGAGCACCGGAGACAAGCUGAUCGAUGACAAACACUUUGCCUCCAAACCCAUCAGAGACAAGUGUCAGGAGCUUCAGGUGUCCUGGGAUGAUCUCCUCAAGAAGUCCAAGAACAAGAAAAAGAACCUUGACAUCUCGCUGCAAACUCAGAAGUACCUGUCUGAGGUGGCAGAGGUCGAGGCCUGGAUCAACGAGAGGAUGUCCCUUGCCUCCAGCACAGACUAUGGAAGGGAUGAGAAUGCGGCAGACAAGAUGCUGGCCAAAAAUAAGGUUUUAGAAACUGACAUUCAGACAUACUCAGGAAUCGUUACCAGCCUGGGCAAGGAGUCCUCCAGGCUGUUCAAGCUGGGAUCAGCAGAUCCAUCUCUGCUGAAGAAGACUCAGGACAAUCUCCAGGACAACCUCAACAAGCUCCGUCGCUUGGCAGCGGAGAGGACGCGCAACCUCGAACACUCCAAGAGUCUCCACGCCUACAUGCGUGAGAGUGAGGAGUUCGAGGAGUGGAUCAACGAGCAGAUGCAAACUGCAUGCUCUGAGGAAUAUGGCCAAGAUUACGAACAUCUUCAGAUCUUGAAAAGUAAGUUUGAAGAGUUUAAGCGUAAGGUGGAGGCUGGUUCUGAGAGAUUCAAUCGAUGUGAGCGCCUCGCCAAGUGGCUCCUGGAUGACAAGGGACCUCACACUGUGCAGGUGCAGCAGAGGCAGGAGCACCUGCGUGAUGCUUGGAACACCCUGCUGGAGCAGAUCGAGUCCCGCGACUCCAAGCUACAGGGGGCGGAGGACAUUCAUAGAUUCAACCGAGAUGUAGAGGAGGCUUUGUCAAGGAUUCAGGAGAAGGAGUCCAGCAUCCCUGAUGAUCUAGGCCGUGACUACUACACCACCCAGAAGUACCUCAAGAAACACGAGGCUUUCGAGAAUGAACUGGUUGCCCUUGAAGCUCAGCUCCAGAUCCUGAUUGAUGACUCUGGGCGCCUGCAGGAGGCGUACCCCGGGGAAAAUGCCGACCAGAUCGAGGAGCUGCAGGCUGCUGUGGUGGACCACUGGGGCCACCUACAGGAGAGGGCAGAGAUCCGCAAGGGCCAGCUACUGGCUGCUGCUGACCUCCACAAGUUCAACGCUUCUGUGCGUGACCUGCUCGGCUGGGCCAAGGCUACGGAGCGAGAGAUGCUGGCAGAGAAGACUGUGCGAGAUGCACAGGCCGCUGACCUGCUGCGUACCCGACAAGACGAGAUCCGUGCUGAGAUAGACGCUAGAGGAAGCACAUUUGACGCAGUCAUCGGCACAGGACUAGCCAUGAUAGAGAAUGGACACUAUGCAAGUGAAGAGAUUUCGGACAAGGUGAACGAGGUGCAGCGGAUGCAGGAGCGGCUCGUGGCCACCUGGAACAAGAGGAAGGAGUACUACGACCAGCUAUAUGAUGUCCAGAUCUUCCUUCGCGAUGCUGAGCAACUUAACACUCUCAGUUCAUCCCAGGAGGUGUAUCUGGCCAGUCCCGACUCAGCAGAGUCUGUGGAGCAGGUGGAGGGGCUCCUGAGGAAACACGAGGCGUUUGAGAAGGUGCUGGAGACGCAGGAGGAGAAACUGUCAGCAGUCACAGCUCACGGACAACAGCUGGUGACAGACAACCAUUUCGAGGCUCAGACUGUACAGAAAACUAUGGCUGCUGUCAAUCAGAGACGAGGUCAUAUCAAAGAUUUGAGUUCCCAGAGAAAGAACAGAAUAUCAGACAACAUGUUAUAUGCCAACUUCAACAGAGAUGUUGCUGAGGCUGAAGGCUGGAUUGACGACAAGCUGAAGGUGGCGUAUGAGGACGACUUCCAGGACGUCACUGACCUGUACGACAAGAUGAAGAAGCUACAGAAGCAUCAAGCUUUUGAGGCCGAGAUUGUGGCCAACACUGACAGGAUCAGUAAGAUCAAGGAGCAAGGAGAUCUCCUCAUACAAAAGCGGCACCAGGCUUCAGGAGAUAUCCGGCAGUGCCUGCAGACACUCACGGCUAAGUGGAACGAGCUGCUGCAGGCUUCCACCAACAGGGGUCGUGGUCUGGGCGAGGCCAAGGACAUCCUGGAGUUCAACGAGCAGGUGGACAGAGUUGAAAUGUGGAUCAGAGAAAAGGAAACCCUGGUGAGUGCAGGCAACAUGGGGCGUGACUACGAGCACUGCGUGGAGCUGCAGAAGAAGGUCAACAACCAGGAGUCUGCUGGCAUUACUGUAGACGAGAAGCGUAUCAAGGCCAUCAAUGACCUGGCUGACAGACUCGUGUCCCAGGGACGCACAGACACCAAGGCGGUCAAACAGAGGCGGGACAAUAUGAACAAACAAUGGAAGGACCUACAAGGAGACCUCAACAACUACAAGGUGAAACUGGCGGCUGCCCUGGAGAUGCAUGCCUUCAACCGGGACGUGGAUGAUGUCAACGAGCGUAUUAAUGAGAAGGCAUCACUUUUGUCGGUAGAGGAUGUUGGGAAGGAUCUGGCAGGUGUGCAGGCGCUGCAGAGAAAGCAGGAGGACAUCGAACGGGACAUGACAGCGCUCCAGAACCAGUUGGAGAAAAUUGAGACCCAAGCUGUGAAACUACGUAAGAGGCAUCCCGACAUGGUGAAGUCCAUCGAGGAGAAGCAACAGGAGGCGGAGGACAACUGGGAGAGGCUGGAGGAACUGUCAGACACCAGAAAAUCAAAACUUGCAGAAUCAUACAGACUGCAGAAAUUCCUAGCAGAUGCUCGUGAACUGAUCCAGUGGUCCAAUGAGAUGAUGGCUAGGAUGAACUCUGGAGACCUUGCCAAAGAUGUGACCGAGGCAGAGAACCUCCUCCAGAUGCACCACGAGAGGAAGGCUGAGAUCGACGGCCGCAAGACUCACUUCACGUCCAUCCGGGAGAGUGGGAUGAACCUGGUGAACAACCAGCACUACGCCACGGAGCAGAUCCAGAAGACAGUGAAGGAGCUGGAGAAGACCAAGUUGGCCCUGAGUGGGUCGUGGGACAAGCGGAACCAUCUCCUCACGCAGUGUCACGACCUCCAGGUCUUCAAGGAGACCGCAGAGCAGGCCGACACAUGGCUUGCCACCAAGGAGGCUUUUCUGGCAAACGAAGAUCUUGGACACACUCUGUACAGCGUAGAGAGCCUACUGAAGAAACACGACGGCUUUGAGAAGACAGUGAAGGCCCAGGAGGACCGCAUCGAGGACCUGAACCAGUUCGCCACUGACCUGUGUACACAGCAGCACUAUGCCAAGGACGAGAUCACAUCCCGCUGUCAGACGGUCCUCAAGCGCAGGGACAACAUGUGGCAGCUUGCUGCAGCCAGACGCAGGAAGUUGGAGGAUUCACGCCACUACCAGCUUUUCCUCAGGAAUCUCUAUGAGGUUUCUGGCUGGAUCAACGAGAAGCUGCAGGUCGCCCUUGAUGAGUCUUACCGCGACCCUGUCAACCUCCAGAACAAGCUCCAGAAACACACAGCAUUCGAGGCUGAACUCACAUCCAACAGAAACAGAGUAGAUGCUGUUGUGCAUGAGGGUCAAGGACUGAUAGAUGACUCACAUUACGCCACACCGGACAUCAGAAAGAGGCUUGAGGAACUGGAACUCAGCUGGCAAGCCCUCAUUGCCGCCAGCACUGAGAAGAAGGACCGUUUGCAGGAUGCCUACAGGGCCAUGCUGUUCAACCGUGUGGCAGACGACCUCAACACAUGGAUGGACGAGGUCGAGAACCAGCUGGAGUCCGAAGACCAUGGCAAGGACCUCACAACUGUCAACGCACUGCUCAAGAAACAUCAGCAACUGGAGCAGGACAUCUUGACACACCAGGAGAAGGUGCAAGACGUUCUGGACGCUGCACAGGUGUUCAGGGAGUCACGACACUUCCUCAACAAGGAACUGCAAGCCACUGCACGCGAGGUCUCCGAGAGGUACAACUCGUUGUCAGAGCCGUGUCACAUUCGACGAGACAAUCUGGAGGAGGCUCUAAGAAUGUACCAGUUCUUCCGAGACGUGGAGGAUGAGUUGUCAUGGAUACGAAAAAGACCAACAGCAGAGUCCACUGAUCUGGGUCAUUCUUUGUCAGAUGUUCAGAAUCUCAUGAAGAAGCAUCAGUGGUUAAAGCUCGAGAUAGUGGCUCACGAACCUCUUAUCGAAUCGGUGGCUAAUGCAGCCCAGUUGAUGGUCCGUAGCAAGCACUUCGCCUCUCAGGAUAUCCAGUCUCGUCUUGAUGACCUGCACGGUCAACUGCAGCGGCUCAAGAAGACUACCACAACCAGGAAACUCAAGCUACAGGAAGCUCUAGAGGCACAGAAGUUUUACACUGAAGUUGCUGAAGCUGAGGCAUGGAUGAAUGAGAAGCUGCCACAGUUGACGAGCUCUGAUCUCGGACGCGACGGAGACCAGGUUCAGGCAUUGAUGAAGAAACUAGAUGCCUUGGAGAGAGACAUUGACAACUUCAGCAACAGCAUUGGAGAGUUGUCUGCCCUUAGUCGGACAAUCACAGAGAAGGAACACUACGACAGUGCCAACAUAAAGAAAAAACAAUCUGACAUCGAGCAGCAGCAUAGCCGCCUCCAGGACCUCGUCAAUCAGAGACGGGCCAAGCUCAUCGACAGCAAGAAGCUGUUUGAAUUCUACCAUGAGGCCAAUGAGGUGUCCAGCUGGAUCUCGGACAAGUGUGUGGGCGCAGCAUCCGAGGACUAUGGUCAGGACCUGGAACACAUUGAGGUAUUGCAACAACGAUUUGAGGACUUUGUACAUGAACUCUCGUCAAAUGAGGAACGGAUUAACUCGGUAUUAGCCAUGGCACAGAAUAUGAUUUCAAGCAAUCAUUUUGAGUCCACCAAGAUCAAGGCACGGGCUGAGGAAAUCCGGCAAAUCUGGUCUGAACUUAAAGAACUUGCUGAUGCCAGGAGAGAGGCUCUGAGUGGAGCGAAGGAGGUGCACAUGUAUGGACGGGACGCUGACGACACCCUGGAGUGGAUACAGGAGAAGGACACCGUGGUCAGCAGUGAUGACUACGGCCAUGACCUGGAGAGUGUCCAGGCUCUUCUAAGUCGCCAUGAAGGCUUGGAGAGACUUGCAGCCAUUAGUGAGCAUGUGGAGACAAUUACGAAGGAGGCCGAGAGCCUUCUUGGCCAUUACCCAGAUGCCCAGGAGCAUGUUGCAGCCAAGCAUGAGGAGAUGGUUCAAGCCUGGAACUACCUGGUGGAGAAGUCCACGAUGAGGAAGGAGAAGCUGCAACAGGCGCAGCAGUUGCAGAUGUACUUCAACGACUACAGGGAACUCACGGCUUGGAUCAGUGAGAUGAUGGCCAUCCUCACUGCAGACGAGUUGGCGCGGGACCUGCCGUCUGCUGAAGCCAUGGUUGCCCGAUACAAGGAGCACAAGGCUGAGGUGGACAGUCAGGAGGAGGCCUUUGUCAAGUUCGAGCAGACGGGCAAACAUCUCAUAAGCAAAGGCCACUUCUUGUCUGAUGAGAUCCAGGAGAAGAUCAAUCAGUUGAAAGAAUCUCAUGAUGGUUUGUUGCGCACGCUGGAACACAGGCAGCUGUUGCAUGAACAGAACCUGGAGGCUCAGCGUCUGCGCCAUGAGAUGGAACAACUGGACGCCUGGAUGAACCUGCGGGAACCGUUGCUGCGGGAGAAGAACUACGGCAACUCCAUAUCUGCUGUUGAGGAGCUGCUGAGGCGCCAUGCGGACUUCGAGAAAACCGUUGAUGCCCAGGAGGAGAAGUUCAUGGCUCUGAUGCGUGGCACUGAGAUUGAGAAGGCGUUUGCCAAACAGAGGCUAAUGGAACAGCAACUGAUGGUGGCUGAUGAGGCUCGCAGAGAGAAGGACAGGCUCGAUGAACUCCGCCGGAAAGAACAGGACAGGAUACUUGAGGAGCGACGACGAGAGGAAGAACAGAGACGUAAUCGGGAAGUGUUGUUGCGUCGCCAGCGUGAAGAUGAAGGUGAUGACGAUGAUGGAAAAGACGAAAAGCUGGAUAGAUCAACAGUAAAGAAUCUCAUUGGCCGUUCUCAGAGCAUCAAGAAUGUGACCAAACCAGACAUUGCUAAGCGAAAUGAUGUGCGUCGUGCAAUCAGUUUUAAACAGAGAGGAGACCAACCCCUGUCUCCAGUGUCUCUACAGAAGGCAAUGGAGUUUAAGCAGGGAGAGAGUGUCUGCCAGGACGAAGCAGAUGGUGGUGACGAGGUGAGUGCUCCAAGUCUGCCCAUGGCUCCUCCCCCCCGAGGCCAUGCAGCAUCCAAGAAAGAGGCCCUCACAAUGUCCCCACCUCUCAGUCCCAAGCAGAAGAGGUCUGAGCAGGUGAAGGAUGAGAGGAAGUCAAAGAGAACUCCCAGUUUUAACAUCCGCCGACGGACACGAAGCUUUAAGGAUAAGUACAAGCUCCCAGCAGACCUGCCCCCAGCGGAACUGGAGGGGUACGUGGACCGGAAGCAGGAGCUGCAGAUCGGAGGGAAGAAGGCAACCAUUCGGUCCUGGAAAAACUUUUAUACGGUGCUAUUUGGACAACUGUUGUGUUUCUUCAAGGAUAAGGAAGCCUACAGUGAAAGCCAGGCAGCAGCUCCUCCACUCAACAUCCACAAGGCAGACUGUGAGGUCGCAGCCGACUACACCAAGAAGAAGAACGUGUUGCGUUUGCACCUCAAUGACGGCUCUGAGUACUUGCUGGAGACGACAAGCACGGAGGAGAUGACAUCCUGGUUGGCCAAGAUCUCGCAUUAUGCAGAGGAGCCCCCAAUGUUUGACACUCUGGAAAUUACACACAUAAGUGCUACAGAAAUGGAUGAGAAUAGUGAUCAAGCCCUGGAGCCCAGCGAUCAGUUCACCCCUUUCUCGGGGUCAGAGAGCCCUCAGAGGGAGCAGAGUCCCCCUCCCAAACAAAGCCGGGUUGACAACAGCGCCAGUGGUGACUACAAACGUAUGUCUGCAGUCAUUGAAGCUAGCUCUGGUUCCGAAGUAGGAGAUGAUUUCGCAACACAUGUUCGGACAGGGAGUACAGCCAGCAACAGAUCAGAUGAAGACCGAACUUAUGUUGCUGGUGGAGUUUAUGCCCCAAUGGGAUCAAAUGGCAAUCACGACGGACAUGAUCAUGAUGAUGAUGAAGUCCAUUAUCGAUCCAAACACCCAGGAGCCGCAGGUGGCCGCCCGAUGUCCGAGCCAGCUGGUCACCUUGAUGACAGUCAUUCCGAGAAGGAGAAGAGGAAGAGUCAUGGGGUGUUCGGCUUCCUGAAGAAGAAGAAAGACAAGGACCACAAAGAUCAUAAAGACCUGAAGAAAGACCGGGUCUAAGUUAUCGGGAUAAGCAACAUCAAGUGCUCUAUAAUAGUAUCCCACACUCAGCAUUGUACCUACACCAUCGGUAGCACUUCCUAUAUUGGCAAGAUGGCAAAUCAGGUUCUGACAUAAUUUGUAUUGGAAUACAAAGUAUCUGUUAUAUGUAUAGGAAUACUGCAGAUUCAUAACGCAUGCUACACUGACAAUAUCUCCAGGUUUGUAUUGGAACACUGAGAGUGAUUCAGUGUGGAAUAACCCAUGAAGACUACACCUGCGUCAAUGCUGUACAGUCCCACAGGACAACAGGAGAGGCAAAAUGUCCGAUUUGGAAAUGUCUCAGAAUUUGUACAAUGUUCAGAGCAUCUGCCGGGAAUCAAAUACAACACUUUUGUGUUUUUGUACAAUUGUAUAUCAGGGUUGUUUCAGAGGAUUAAUUCUUGUGUAGGACAUAGUAUGGAACACUGAAGGCCACAGACGGGCUGAGAACAACCUUUAGAUUAGUAGACUAAUGUGUAUAUAGGUCACGGAUACUCCAGAAGACGACUGUACUGUCUUCAACUCUUGUCUCUGUAAGAUCUGGCCGAGGUCCAGUAGGAUGUAGGUUUCUAUGUUUACAUAUAGGUAUUUAUACAUAGUCUGUUAUAUAUUAUUUAAUGUGUAUCAGAGUUCUAAUUAUUUUAAACCAGCCAUGACGGUUUCAGUACAAUAACAUCACCAGACCCCAGCAAACUAGUCCUGACUUCUUCCAUCGUCUUACAUCUCAUUUUUCUAACCAAGAAACAUGCCAAAGCUGAAGUGAGAGAGGUUGAUUUUUGUCAAAUAUUUCACUCUAUUGGAACUCCACUGAAUUCUUCUUUCCAGUUUAGAAGAAAUGAUCAUCAUCUUAAGGUCAUCAUUGUCGUGUAGGACUAGUUUGCUGGGCUCGUUGAUAUCAUGACAUUGGUUGUGAUUGUAUCAUCUUGGAAAUACUGUUGUUACCAUGGACACAGUCUGUAUAUUAUGUGGUUUAUUGCUUCUUCCAAUAUCUAUCUCUUCCAGCUUUGCAUGUUGUCAGCGUUAGAGACUUAUUAGACAAAUAGUUAAGUUUGAUGCAUAGUUUUUUAAUGAAAUGUUGAAAUAAUAAAAUUUUAUUGAUGUUGUGAGUUAAGUGUUCAUGUGAGACUGAAUCAUUGAUCAUGUUGUUGACAAGUUUCAUAGUUAAUUCUUGCAUACAUUUCACAGACAGCCACUGUUUUACCAUUGUCAUUUAUCAUAUUUUGAUACAGUUACAUUAAUGUUGUAAGUCAAAAAUGGGAACAUUCCUUUCAUAAAAAUGUUAAUAAUCUCAUUCCAUCAGUUUUUGUGGCUGAAACAUUUUAAAAACGUUUGUCAGAUUGCAACCAUUCCAGAAAAAAACAGGACAACAUAGAAUGGAAUUUGAGAUAGAGGCUAUUACUUGUUGGCAUCCAGGUACAGAAGCAUGAUUGCUAUAUCCUUCACAAAGUGCUAUUAGUAUUACAGCUGACAGUUUGGGAUGUGAAUGUCCAUUGAGCAUAAUAGAGCAAGAUUGAGCCAGCUACAUACUACUGUGAUAUAUUCGUGUCCCAGUGCCCAGGACAACAGAGUGCCUUCCCUUGGCUUGUGUGUAGACACACAAUCAACAUGCAAAUCUUACUGCCUUUACUCUCUAUCUUUUCCUUGCAAGAAGUCAUUUUUGAUUAUUGUUUAAAAGAUUUAGCAAUCGGUGUGUUCAGAUUCCACUUGCCGUCCAUUUUGCGAGUCACGUUCUACAGAAAUGUAGCGAGCUUCCAUGUAGUAAGGAUUCCAAGUUUGGCAUUACUGCGAUACUGCCAUUGAGCUUUUCUAACUGAGUGAUCGAACUUGUUGCAAGUGAAAAUCAGGGGACCAAUAAUUGAAGUAUGUUGUAAUUUUUAUACAAAUAUUACAUUCCUGUUCCUUCAAUUCAAAGAUUGAAUUUUGAAUCUCUGUAAGCUCUUAAGUCUGUUAAUAUUUAUGAUUCAAAUUAAAACCACUGGUGCUAUUUCCAAUAGUCUGCAAUAACUUACAAAAACAGAUUAUAUUUUAUUAAUCGUGAAGGUUAUAUCCGUACUCAUUGUAGGCCAUGUUCAUGAUAUACAGACCAUGCUUGUGAUUGUAGAAACUGAUUGCAAGUGCUAAUAGACAGAAUAUGCCUCGUAUAUCCACUGACUUGUUACUGGUAAUAAAACAUUUACAUAAUA